Messenger RNA from Numida meleagris (helmeted guineafowl), 3812 nucleotides. RefSeq names its product cornulin-like. Bases 2645 to 3787 code for a protein of 380 amino acids. Gene Ontology annotation, molecular function: transition metal ion binding; calcium ion binding. The record is from RefSeq and is a predicted model, not a curated record. The transcript is spliced from 2 exons. NCBI's taxonomy places the organism in Eukaryota, Metazoa, Chordata, Aves, Galliformes, Numididae. Gene Ontology annotation, cellular component: cytoplasm. Gene Ontology annotation, biological process: positive regulation of cell cycle G1/S phase transition; cellular response to cytokine stimulus; regulation of phosphatidylinositol 3-kinase/protein kinase B signal transduction.
CCCAAAUCCCAGCACCAGCCCCUGCUCCCCCCAGUGCCAGCUCCACCCCUGCAUCCCCUCCAUCCCAACACUCCUCAAGCUCGAAGGCUUUCUAAAGUUUCCCAAAGCUCCCUUUCCAACAAACAGAACGCUGAGCGAGUUUGGUCCACCCCAAGUUUAGGUCUUACCCAUUAAAAUACAGCAGGAGAAGCUUAAGCAUGGCCUAGCUUGCAGGCCCACAUCAAUCCCAAAAGGUGUGGGGGGGGGCUAAAUUCUUUCAAACCUCUUGUGCAAUGCUACGCACUUGCAUUUUCCACACGUUUUUUUUUUUUUUCUUCUAUGUGUCUGACAUGAAUCACGCUCCAAACGAGCGCACCAGAUCACCCCCAUCCCAGCUGGGGAUGAGCACGCACUCUGGCAUGCACAGAGGCUCCUUUGUGCCCAGGAGACAAAGACAGGCGGAUUGGGUGGACGUGGAAAAAAAUUCAGAGGCCCAACUCCUUCAAAGAAGCAAUAGAGCACGAUCCCAGCAGCCUAAGCCUGAACACACAGCACCUACCAGAGAAGCGGGUUUGCCCGGUGCCCAGCACAUUUCCUACCAGUGAGCUCAGAAGAUGGAGCUCCUUUGGCAAAUAGACCUCAGCAAUCUGGGUUGGUUACGGUGAGCAAACAGCAAGCUGCAGACCCACUGCUCCACCACACCUUGCACCAUGCCCGGGCAGACCCCAUUCAGUGCUUGCCCGGAUUGGUGGCCCUAUGGCUGCUUCCAGGGCAAGCUCCCAUAAUAUUUGUUCUUCUCACGAGCACGGGUGGCACCGCAGGGGAAGGAGUCAUGUUAAAGCAAAAUCCUGCCCCACAGCUGGAGCUGCAGGGUUUCUCCUCCCCCCCCAGCCAACAGCAUUGGGGUGGCUUGAGGGUCACAGAGUACUGGGGAGCUUCUAACAAAGGGCACAGCCCUAAAGGCCUCUUAAUAUUUUCAGGUGGUUUCAUCAUUCAGAUGCAUUUCAGGUGGUUUCGUUAGCACAGGGCUCAGCAGCACCUGCCCUCUGCUCCAUGGCCAUUUAUUUCAAGCUCUGCUGAAAGCAGCGUUUUACUUUCUUUAACUUCCCACACCGUCUGACCCCCCAGCCUUUCUGCUUUGUAAAUCAGGUGUGAAACCCUGUGCAGCAUAAACCUGUUAUUGCCUAUCUACAGGAAAGUGCCCUGCCUGGGGUCCAGGUGCUCAGCCCAGAACGAAUAGCAGUGGGAACACCCCGUGUACUUCUGCCUCUCUGAUGCCCCCAGGAACUGCCCCCAACCCCCACUGCAGCUUAAUGAGAAGACUGGCAACAAAUGGGCCCCACCUGAAGAGGAGUGGGAAUCUGGGGAGGGGGUCACUUGGAUGAUCUGGGCAUUGUGUACCUUCAUGCAGGUACAACAGAUGGGUUGAUAGAUGGAAUAGAGAGAAAUUAAAGCAGGAUUAGAGCUUCAGGUUUCCUCCAUUCAGGAUCUGGGUUCAGACUUUGUUCAGAGCUGUCUGGGUCGCCAAACCCUCCUGUCCUGCAGCAGCACCAGCUGUGCUGGGGGGCUGCUUUGUUCCCCCACUUAUCCCAUCCCAUUAGAACCGCAGGGAUUUACCACUAGUUCCCAUUAACCCCUCCCCAUGUCAGGCAUUUUCCUGAAAGUGCCUUUUCUUGCCCAAAACCGUGUGUUACUUUCUGUACCCGAAACCCCAUGUACCUUACAAGCUGUGUGGAUUUCCAACAUAAUUCUUUUUCAGUCUCCUUUAUUAACCAAGCCCGGCAGGACAAGGGGCGCAGCGGGGCUGUCACCACCUCGAGGAGCAGAUGUCCCCUCUUCACGCCGUGCCUCAGUUUCCCCACGCGAUACAGGGACGACUGCAGCUCGUGCCACCCUUCCGUCCCCCCUCCACGUGCCACUUGGUGGCACUGUUGGAAAGGAUUUCUUCGCCGGGUGCCUCCCUGCUGGCAUCCAGAAGUGGGAGUUUGGGGAAGGGGUCACUUGGAUUUGGGCAUCGCCUAUCCUUCUUUUUCUCCCUUGGUUCUGUUUCCUCUUCAUCCCCGUGCAGGCGCUCCCAGGCAGCCUCCUCCCGUGUCAGUCACUUGCAUCGCUCACCAAACACGUUCACUAAAGAGCCCUGGGUGUUGCUUGGGCAUCACCUUCAGCUAAAUCCCGCGGCACUAAAAAUAACCUUUUCUGCUUCAUUCCUCUGAAAUGCUUCCGCAGGUGGGGUGAGCUUAGGAAGGAUCAUCUCUUCACUCCGGAGUAAAGCACCAGAGCAGAAGUUAAUGAGCAAGAGACUAAUGAAGACAGGGGGAUAACAGUGUCAUUGGGCGAGGAUGCGGCACCCUACUGACGCCGUCUCCCUGCACAACGCUGCUGUAUAUAAGGUUGCUGGGAGCAGGCUGGCUGCACGCAGCACUCUCCUCACCCAGGUAAGCCCAGACAGACCCUGCAGGAAAGUGGGAGCUCAGAGGCCUGAGCAUCUUCAUAGAUCUGAGCUCUCCUAAAGGAAAAAAACACUCCAUUUAAUUUUAUCGAAGUCCUUCUGGUUCAUCUUCCUGUCCAGCUGUGUUGUCCGAGAGGAGCUCACCUGGAAACCAAGCAAAAGCCCUUUUUUGCCUUCUGGUAUCUGUCUCACAGGCUGCCUCUGUUCCGUGGGGAGAUGGCCCAGCUCCAGGAGAACAUCAAUGGCAUCAUCACUGCGUUCUACACGUACGCCAGGAGUGACGGCGACUGCAGCACGCUGAGCAGGGGGGAGCUGCGGCAGCUCAUCGAGCAGGAGUUUGAGGACGUGAUCGUGGAUGCCCAUGAUCCCAGAACUGUCGAGAAGGUGUUGCUCUUCUUGGAUGAAGACAGUAGUGGCAAGGUUGACUUUGGCGAGUUCCUCAGCCUGGUUUUCCGCGUGGCCAAGGCUUGCCACAGGCAGCUCCAGCAGUACCUGGAGCCAGAAGAUGCUCAGGAGCUGACAGUGCAGGAGGAGGCAAAUGAGGAGCAGCACCACAAUCCAGUCCCAGAGCAGGGGGUGAGCGAGCAGGAACAGGAGGAUGAGACACCGCAACGGGAUCAGGAUGCCCACCAGCACCAGGAGGGUGAGGCACCAAAGAACCACCAAGACACCGAACAGAAACAGGAAGGUGUGACACCAAAGGACCAGGACACUCAAAAGAUUCAGAAGAGUGAGACGCCAAAGGUUCAGGAUGAGGUUGAGACACCAAAGAACAACCAAGGCACCCAACAGAACCAGAAGAGCGAGACGCCAAAGGAUGAUCAGGACACCCAUGAGGAUGACAGGGUGAAGGCAACAGAAGAGGGUCCAAAGAGAGGUGAGACCGUGGUCACUGAGACCCCAGAGCAGAACAGAAAUACCCAAAAAGCUGAAAAAGCACCAGAAGGUGACCAAAAACCCCACCAGGACCGAGUGACUGAGACACCAAAGCCGGGACAGAACCACCACCAGAGGCAAGAGCGGGAGCCAACAGAGCAGAACCAGACUUCUCUCACCAAGACACCAGGGAGAACCACGGACAAGACCAAGGACCACGAGGCCCCUCGGCAGGACCCCAGCCCCAGAGAGACCCAAGAGCUGCUGCCUCCAGUGCAGGGCACGAGCCCCCACCCAGAUCCCCAGCCCUCAGGGACGCAGCGUGACCCAGCUCGCCUCCCUCACCCCACGGUGCUGGUGCAUGAAGGCAGUGGGGCUGAGGCAGAACGUGUCCCAGGACAACAGCAGCAUGGGGCUCAUGGCAAAGGAAAACACGUGGCGGAGCAGGAGCACCUGCAGCCUCAGUGGCCUCCGCAGAAGUAAAAGCUGCAGCAAUUCCUGUGUAACU